Molecule: messenger RNA, 887 nt
Organism: Paramecium pentaurelia
Lineage: Eukaryota; Ciliophora; Oligohymenophorea; Peniculida; Parameciidae
Source: the annotation of a GenBank genome assembly
AAUGAACAAAUCUUUAUUACUUUUCAUCGGCCUCUUGGCAACAACAUAUGCUGUUACAUUUGAUGCAUCUAUGCAUUGUGCAUGUGAAGAAUUGAAUUAAACAGAAUGCACAAAAAUGAUGGGUUAUUGUAAAUGGACAAGUACUUGUGAGACAGUUGAAUAUGACUUUUCUUGCUCUUCUCUUCCUUAAGCCAAUUGUAGUGGAAAAUCAACAGGAUAUUUAUGUGCUUGGGAAACUUCAGAAUGUGUUGAAAAAUCAUAUUCAUGCUCAGAUUUCACAGCAGCUGAUGAUUGUCCAAGAUCUCUAAAGUGUUACUGGAAUAAAUCAGGAAAAUGUGCAGAAUUUUCAUCAUGUGCUGAUUAUGAUGAAAAUAUAUGCUACAGAGUUACUGGAUGCAAAUAUAUUUCUGGUGCCUGUGCAUCACUUACCUGUUCUUCAAUCACAGCCGAAAAUGAAUGCUAUGGUUAGGAUUCUGAAACUACUGAAUGUGAAUGGUCAACAAAUAGCAAAUGCGAAUCAUUAUCUGUAUCAGCUUCAUGCACAGACUUGAAUAACUUUUAAAAAAAGUGUGAAAAUGAGGGCUGUAAAUAUGCAACAAAUUCAUGUUCUUUUAAGACAUGUGCUGAUAAUACUGGAGAAUAAGAAUGUAGAAUUUCUAAAUCAGGUGAAAAUGAAAGAACAUUAUGUGCUUGGGAUGGAUCAAAAUGUGCUGAUGCAGCUGAUACAAGUAAGUUAACAGCAGAAAAUUGCUUUUCUUAAUCUUAUUAAAAUUACAGAUGGACAGCUGAUGGAAAAUGUGAAGAAUGCAGUGACUUAGUAUCAGAAGGCAGUUCAAGCAAUUCUGUUAUUCUAUCAGUAUUUGUUGCACUUGCCUUUAUCGCUUGAG